AUGGCUGCUACGCUCGACGUUGCUCCUGGCCUCCGCGGUCUUCCUCGCGGCCUGCCCUACCACCAGCCCGUGGAUCGCAAGGCUUUCCCCGACGGUCUGCGCACCAGCGGCCAGCACCCGCCCGUCGAGAGCCAGAUUCGUCCAUUCGAAGCCUUUCCCACUGAAAUCACCGGUCCCACCGUCUGGGAGGGACGCGACAUUGCCACGCGCCAGGGCGAGUGGGCGCACCGCUGGACCGAGGGCGAGCUUAAUGAGCUUCUCCAGGCCGUCGAUGCCUUUACCAUCUCUGGCAUUCCCCUCAUCAAUAUCAACAAGCAAAACUUUUCCAUCCCCAACGUCACGCGAACACUGCAGGCUGCCCGCCACGACAUCCUCAACGGCCGCGGCUUCGUCCUUUUCCGCGGCCUGCCCGUCGAAACAUGGGGCCGUCAAAAGGCCGCCAUCGCCAUGAUGGGCAUCUCGGCGCACCUCGGCUAUCUGCUGUCCCAGAACAAGCUGGGCCAGGUCCUCGGCCACGUCACCAACCUCGAUGCCGACUAUAAAAACUCUCUGGACAAGGUCAAAAUUGCCGCGACCAACGCUGCGCAACUUCACCACACCGACGAAGCCGACAUUGUCGGUCUACUUUUCUGCGCGCCUGGCGAGUCGGGCGGCGCUUCAGGCUGCGCAUCGGCCCAUACCGUUUGGAACGCCCUGGUCAGGGAGCGCCCGGACGUUGCCAAGCUGCUCGCCUCGCCCGUUUGGUACUUUGACCGCAAGGGUGAGAUCACAGCCGGCCAGGAGCCGUGGAUCAAGGUUCCCGUCUUCUACCUGGAGCCCGGUGGCCAAGAGCGCGUCUAUGUCAAAUGGGAUCCCUACUUUGUCAAGUCCCUCACGCGCUACAGCGACAAAGGACUCAUUCCCGCGCUCUCCCCACAGCAGCUCGAAGCCAUGGACAUCCUCGAGCAGACUUGCGCGCGGUACGGCUUUGAGUACGCCUGCGAGGUCGGCGACAUGCAGUUCGUCUCAUGCUGCCAGACCUUCCACUCGCGCACGGCCUUUGUCGAUGCUCUGCCUCCUAAGCCCCCGCGCCACCUGCUGCGCACCUGGGUCGGUACACCCGAGCACGAGGGCGGCUGGUGCCUGCCUUUCCACGACAGCUUCCACCCCAAGCGCGGAGGAAUCCAGGUCGACAGCACCCCGCCUACGGCAAACCCGCUCGUCGCCUCGGGCGGCACCGACUGA
This is a messenger RNA of Akanthomyces muscarius, 1224 nucleotides long. RefSeq lists its product as uncharacterized. The transcript has 4 exons. Gene Ontology annotation, molecular function: oxidoreductase activity. NCBI's taxonomy places the organism in Eukaryota, Fungi, Ascomycota, Sordariomycetes, Hypocreales, Cordycipitaceae. The record is from RefSeq and is a predicted model, not a curated record. Bases 1 to 1224 code for a protein of 407 amino acids.